Conger conger (European conger) is the source of this 3316-nucleotide messenger RNA. Its product is annotated as solute carrier family 12 member 3-like. Lineage: Eukaryota; Metazoa; Chordata; Actinopteri; Anguilliformes; Congridae. The record is from RefSeq and is a predicted model, not a curated record. Gene Ontology annotation, molecular function: sodium:potassium:chloride symporter activity. Gene Ontology annotation, biological process: potassium ion import across plasma membrane; sodium ion transmembrane transport; chloride transmembrane transport. The transcript is spliced from 26 exons. Gene Ontology annotation, cellular component: membrane. Bases 1 to 3090 code for a protein of 1029 amino acids.
AUGGGGCAGCGGGUUUCGGGUCCUGAGUGGCCAAUCAGCUCGCAGCAUGGCCGUUUCUCUGUCAGUGAGGAGGCCCCGCCUCGGUACUCCAGUAGCCAUGGCGAUGGCAGCAGCACUGAGGGCCAUGUCCUGCCCAGCACCAUCACCAUGGAAACAGAGGCAGCUGACAGCACGGUGGAGCGGAGGGAUGUGCGGCGACCAUCUCUCUACAGCUCCAUGGAUACCGGACCCAUGCUGGACUUCUACUCCAACACCAUGACAACGGGACGCCAACGACGCAGCCGGCCAUCUUUGGAAACCCUGCGCAAAGUGACGGAUGAUGGAGAGACAGGAAGUUCGAUGGAGGAGUUAGGAGUGGGCGGUUACCCAGGAAACCAGGAGCAGCAGAAUCCGGAUCAUGAACAGACCCGCCCCCCCGUUCGCUUUGGCUGGGUCACAGGGGUUAUGAUCCGCUGCAUGUUGAAUAUCUGGGGGGUGAUUUUGUUCCUGCGUUUGUCCUGGAUCACCUCUCAAGCAGGCAUCAUCCUCACUUGGGUCAUCAUCUUCAUGUCUGUCAUCGUCACCUCGGUAACCGCACUGUCUGUGUCUGCCAUCGCAACCAAUGGGAAAGUCUCCUCAGGGGGCGCCUACUUCAUGAUCUCUCGCACCUUGGGCCCGGAGAUGGGCGGGCCCAUCGGCGUGGUCUUCUCCUUCGCCAACGCCCUGGCCUGCGCCAUGAACACCGUGGGAUUCGCUGAAACUGUCCGCGACCUUCUCAUCGAACAUGGUGCAGUUAUGGUAGACCCAAUCAAUGAUGUACGAAUUGUGGGUGUGGCUACAGUCACACUGCUUCUCCUCAUUUCAUUGGCUGGAAUGGAGUGGGAGGCCAAGACUCAGAUCCUGUUCUUUGUCGUGCUCCUCCUGUCUUUCGCAAACUACUUUGUGGGAACCGUGAUCCCCGUCCCAGAAAAACAGGCUCUGGGUUUCUUCAGCUACCGCAGUGAAAUCUUUCUGACCAACCUGUGGCCGGACUGGAGGGGUCCGGAGGGGAACUUCUUCCAGAUGUUCGCCAUUUUCUUCCCCUCUGCCAUUGGCAUCCUGUCCGGCGCAAACAUCUCUGGAGACCUGAAGGAUCCAGAGUCAGCGAUUCCUAAGGGUACUUUGAUGGCCAUAUUCUGGACCACAGUCAGCUACCUGGGAAUUUCAGCUACCUUAGGGGGCAGUGUACUGCGAGACGCCUCUGGAAGUCUGAACGACAGUUUGGGGCUCAAUGCCUCUGCAGGGUGUGAAGGCGUGGCCUGCAGUCUGGGCUGGAACUUCUCUUCCUGUGAACUCACACAUACCUGUUCAUUCGGCCUGGCCAACAACUUCCAGGUGCUCAGUAUGGUCUCUGGGUUUGGGCCGCUGAUCACAGCUGGGAUCUUUGCCGCCAGCCUAUCAUCAGCCCUCGCCUUCCUCGUCUCUGCCCCCAAGGUCUUCCAGUGUCUGUGCAGGGAUAAAAUCUACCCCUACAUCGGAUUCUUUGCAAAGGGUUAUGGGAAAAAUGAUGAGCCCCUCCGUGCCUACAUCCUCACCUACCUGAUUGCUGUGGCCUUCAUUCUGAUUGCCCAGCUCAACGCCAUUGCUCCACUCAUCUCAAACUUCUUCCUCUGCUCCUAUGCCCUCAUCAACUUCAGCUGCUUCCACGCCUCCAUCACCAACUCCCCCGGGUGGAGGCCUUCGUUCAGGUACUACAGCCGCUGGGUGGCGCUGUUUGGGGCCGUGGUCUCGGUGCUGCUCAUGUUCCUGCUCACCUGGUGGGCGGCCCUCAUCACCUUCGGGAUCAUCCUUUUCCUCCUGGGAUACGUGUUCUACAAGAAACCAGAGGUGAACUGGGGCUCGUCUGUGCAAGCUGGCACCUACAACAUGGCUCUGUCCUACUCCGUCUCACUCUCCAGGGUGGAGGACCACGUCAAGAACUUCAGGCCUCAGUGUUUGGUCCUGACUGGACCCCCGAAUCUUCGCCCGGCACUGGUGGACUUUGUUGGCUCCUUCACCAAAAAUAUCAGCCUCAUGAUUUGUGGGGACAUCCUGAUGGAGGAUGAUAAAGUGUCACCUCAGCGUGACGUGGCAAAGCUGCUGAAGUGGCUGAAUCACAGGAAAGUGCGCUCGUUCUACACGCCCCUCACUGGAGAGAGCCUCAGAGAGGGGGCCCACAACCUCCUGCAGGCCACUGGUCUGGGAAAACUUAAGCCAAAUACGCUCAUCAUGGGAUUCAAGACCAACUGGCAGGAGUGCUCCCCCUGUAGCAUGGAGGACUACAUUACCACCAUAUAUGAUACAUUUGACUCCAAUUAUGGUGUGUGCUUGCUAAGGAUGAUGGAUGGACUGGACAUCUCAGAAGAAAUUGAAGGAGAAGUGAAUCCUGCCUUUGAGACUGAAGAUACACUGGACCCAGAGCAAGUAACUCCAGAGAGAAACUCAGAUGAGGGCAAUGGGAAUGUUUUUCCCACAGAACAGAUCUGCACGGUCUUCCAGAACAAACAGGGGAAGAAGACCAUCGAUGUGUACUGGAUCUCUGAUGAUGGGGGUCUGACGCUCUUGGUUCCAUACCUGCUGACGCGCAGACGCCGUUGGAGGUUGAGUAAGGUGCGCGUGUUCAUCGUGGGUGAUCAACACAACAAGGAGGACCAGCGCAGAGAGAUGGUCUUGCUGCUGCAGAAAUUUCGCCUGGACAUCCAUGAUGUCAUUGUGAUGACAGACAGUGAACGGCCCCCCAACGCCAAAAACCUGAAGAGGUUUGAGGACGUUAUCGCCCCCUUCAGGCUGAGGGAGGGACAGCACGGCGAGGCCGCACUGCCACAGUUAAAGAGAGACUGCCCCUGGAAAGUGUCUGACAAGGAGCUGGAGGCUCUCCGACUGAAGUCGGAGAGGAAGGUGAGGCUGAAUGAGAUUAUUCGCAAGAACUCCCAGAAUGCAGCACUGGUCCUAGUGACCCUCCCUGUGCCGCAGACGGACUGCCCCAGUGCGCUCUACAUGGCCUGGCUGGACACCCUGAGCUCUGGCCUGCACUGCCCCACCCUUCUUAUCCGCGGGAACCAGUGCAACGUGCUCACCUUCUACUGCCAGUGAGGGGCGGGGCCUGUCUCAGUCUGUAAUUUCAGAUUUAAUCAUUAACAUGGACGUUUUUAUUCAGGUCCACUGAGCAAGCUAGUCGACCCUUUUAUAUUCCAUUUAUAUGUUCCCAGGCUAGUCAAUGCUUCCUUUAGCCAGCAAAGAUAUGUAAAACAAUGACUCAAAUAACUUCAGGAACACCAGCAAUAACAAGAAUAGUGAUACCUCCGAAGAUAUAUACAAU